Molecule: messenger RNA, 639 nt
Organism: Brassicogethes aeneus
Lineage: Eukaryota; Metazoa; Arthropoda; Insecta; Coleoptera; Nitidulidae
Source: the annotation of a GenBank genome assembly
AUGCUGGAUAACACACUGACCUACGAGAAACUUGAGGACUUAAAUUCACUAUCAAUUGAACAGCAUUGUGAAAUCUCUGCUGUUUUAAUCCCAGUUUUUAACUUAACUGUCAUAACUGUAUACAGGUUACCAAACCCGAAAGGAAGUUUUGUGAUUUUCAUGGAGAUCAUUGAAAAGGUAUGUAACAAGGUCAACUUUAAGAGGGGUAAUGUUUUGAUCGUGGACGAUUUUAAUGUAUGGUUCAAAAAUGUAAACAGGCAGGAUGAUGACGUUGAUGCAUCAAGAUUAAUUGACCUGCUCAAUGGUUUUGGUCUAUCAAAACUUGUUGACUUGCCUACCAGAAAUGCCAACACAAUUGAUAAUGCUUUCACAAACAUAAUAAAUACUCAUGUUGAUGUUAUGUUAAACAUACAAAAGUUCCCAUACUUACUAGACCUAUUACAAAUAGGGGCAGAAAUGACAUCUUUCCAAACUAAGAACAGGGUCUUGGGUAUGGCAGUUGAGGCCAACACUAGGGCACUGUUCACAUCCCGCCUCAAGUGGCUAAAAGUGCUGUUGCUAUAUGACGACAAAAUCGGCCAAAGUACAUCGGUUCUUCAUCCCUUGGACAUGAAAUCUUCGUUAAAAUUAAAAUCGUAG